Cydia amplana is the source of this 1462-nucleotide messenger RNA. It is a transcript of the gene mlt, whose product is annotated as tubulin-specific chaperone cofactor E-like protein. The coding region runs from base 6 to 1403 and encodes 465 amino acids. The record is from RefSeq and is a predicted model, not a curated record. Gene Ontology annotation, cellular component: cytoplasm. Gene Ontology annotation, biological process: post-chaperonin tubulin folding pathway; microtubule cytoskeleton organization; tubulin complex assembly. The transcript is spliced from 7 exons. NCBI's taxonomy places the organism in Eukaryota, Metazoa, Arthropoda, Insecta, Lepidoptera, Tortricidae. Gene Ontology annotation, molecular function: alpha-tubulin binding.
CCAAAAUGCCCUCGCUAUUAGAAGCCCUCGAGCGCAAAUAUGGCGCCAAAGGCGAAAUCAACCCGUGCAUAGACAACCUGCCGGUCGCCAUCUUUGUGCCCAAGCGGUCGCCGCGGCUCAGCGUGCCGACUCUGCUGGUGCUCAAUGACUGCGACAUCGACUGCGCGGGCGACGCCUGCGUGCUGGCUGACAAGUGCGCUGAUGUCGUUGAGCUGGAUAUAGCUAACAAUAAGCUUACGGAAUGGUCAGAGGUCUUCGCAAUAUUAGAGCAGACGCCGCGCGUGCGCUUCCUAAACCUGAGCUUCAACCGUCUCUCGGCACAAAUCCAGGCCGCACAAGCUCUCAACCCUCGCUGGGACAGCCUCAGCAACCUCGUGCUGAACUCCACAUACGUCGGCUGGUCCAACGUGUACGCACUCCUCAAGGCUCUGCCAGCUCUCGAAGAACUGCAUUUGAGCCUCAACGAGUACUCUUACGUAGACCUCAGUGGCAAGGAAGUUGACGAGAAGGACAGAUGCGAUGCCUGUUCACGUCUCAAAGCGCCAGACUCCUACGAACCCGUACACGAGGGCUUGAAGAAACUCCACUUUUCCGGGAACCCUAUUAACAGCUGGCGGGAAAUAUCGAAGUUGGGAUACGCUUUCCCGAAUUUGGAAACGCUGUUGGUCAACGACUGUCCUGUCAAUACGUUGGAGCCGGAUCCUUGUGAGAAAUGCGGUGACGGCAAUGGAAAUAGAAAGAGUCACGAUGCCUUCCCACGCCUCCGGUUCUUGAACCUGAACAACACGGGCCUCGGGACGUGGGACGAAGUGGACAGGCUCGCGCAGUUUCCCUCGUUGAAGAGUUUACGAGUACAGGGUUGGCCGCUAUGGGAGCGCCUGGAAUCCACGGAGCACGAGCGGCGGCUGCUGCUGGUGGCUCGGCUGCCCCGUGUCCGCACCCUGAACGGGGGAGGAGCGGUGCCCGAGGAGGAAAGGGACUCCGCCGAGAGGGCCUUCAUUCGGUACUACAUGGAGAAACCAGAGAGCGACCGCCCGGAUAGGUACUGGGAGCUGGUGGGCGUGCACGGCAAGUUGGACCCGCUAGUGUCCGUGGACCUCAGACCCGAGAAGCGGGUGCAGAUCACCUUCACCUGCGGGGAAAACAGCGAAGUCCGCACCGUUGACGUUUACAGAACUGUCGCUGACCUGAAGACUAGGCUAGAGCGAUUGGCCGGCUUUCCAGCGUCCAAAAUGAGACUCUUCUACGUCGAUCAAGAACUAAGAGACUCUCAGUGCCAUCAGGGGCCGGAAGAGAUGAAGUACCCGACCAAGCAGCUAUACUCCUACAACAUCCGGUCGGGCGACGAGAUCAUCAUCGACUCGAAGCUGAAGCACUCGAUCUCGACCAACUCGACCGCGUGAGACGCCGUCGAGAACCCAUAGUUGCCAGCGUUCACGUUAAUACCAUAGACAAAAAUGUU